This is a messenger RNA of Trichobilharzia szidati, 2037 nucleotides long. Lineage: Eukaryota; Metazoa; Platyhelminthes; Trematoda; Strigeidida; Schistosomatidae. The record is from the annotation of a GenBank genome assembly.
AUGGAUUCGAGGUCAAAGCUUGUUCAAGCCUUUAAUGAUUAUGGUGGCAGAGUUUCAAGCGAACAGCUCCUGAAAUUUAUAAAAGAGGAUAGUGAGUUGAGUCAAGAACCGAGAAGUUGUAUAAAGAGAAUAGUUGGUUCGAUCGCUGUGAUUGAAUAUGGCUCGGAUCGGAAAAGAUAUCUAGUUUUGAAAGACUUAGUUCGUGAUAAGGAGAAUCUUGUCUGCAACACUGUAUGUCAGUCGACUCAGACGUCGACGUCGCAGGUUGUGGGAAGGCCAAUGUGUAAGGUUUCCAGUGAAAUUAGUCGACCACAAGAGCGACCAGUGUUACAAAGACCAACCAGCAGUGUUUCACUGUCUACUAAAGCUUCUCAUAUGUAUUCAACAUACACGGGUAGUGAAACUCGUCUUUGGUGGUUAGCAGCUGUUGAUUGUCGAUUGGGAGAUAUGAGACGUCUGCUGGGUUUAAAUCCAAAACUAGCGAAUUGGAGUGAUCCGGUGCAUGGCUGGUCGGCAUUACACUAUGCAGCGAAAUUUGGGAAUGUGAAAUGUGUUCAGCUGUUGGUCUCUCAAUAUCAUGCUGACGUAAAUAUUCGAAAUAAAAGCGGACGUACGCCAUUGCACAUUGCAGUUGUCCAUUCACAGCGACCUAUUAUCAGGGCUUUGACAGAAGAUUAUAGAGCUGAUAGAGCUAUAAUGGAUUAUUCUGGCUAUUACCCAUAUAUGCUGCUGUCGGAUGACUUGAAGAGUGAAUUUGAGCCUAUUUUAACUUACGGUCAAUUACAACGAAUCCGAUCAGCAUUGAAUAUAUUGAAGCGGAAACCUGUGACUGGAGAUUGCGCGAGUAUUCCUACAAAUAGUUGUAACAAGAAAAAUGAUUCUUCUGAGCAGUGGUCAGUUGAGUUCAAGAGUCCAACGCGUCCACCCAUUAGGCAUAGACGCAUAGAGAGUUUACAAGGAGAUAUUUCCCCAUUCUCGCCUACACACAGCAGUUUAAGUCGAACUUCAACACUGAAACCAAUCAAUCAAAAUGGGGUUGAGCAGGUUCGUCGACGUCCUUCAGUUUUCGAAGAUAUCCUAAAAUCAGCUGUUGACGCUGCACAGAAUUGGAGUCCAUCGUGUAGUCCGGCGAAGAGUGUGUCAGAGAGGGAUAGUGACGGACAGGAACAGCACAAGGAUAGCCCAAAUGAAAGUGCUCUCAGUAGUAGUUCUUCGUCCAACGACGCACACGCUCGUCUAGUUCAACGCUUAGAUUCUUUGAUUUCAUUGAGACACGAACGUCAAAAACUGCCCAGUUGGAGACUGAAUGAUAGCAGUGCAAGUUGUGAUGUAGGAUCAUUGGAUUCUUCUGGUUCAUCUGAGUGUGAUUUAUCAGUGAUGAAUUUUCCUUCCCGAAAAUCGUAUACAAUUGACUAUCGGUCGUCCACCCCUAAUUCGAAAAGUUCAAAUCAGUCAUCAGAUCGUACACUGCAAUUACUUCUGUCGUUACUACCUGCACCACCACCACCACCUGCAACGACAUCAUCUUUGUUGAAGAAGGAAGGCGAAGAAGGAAAGUCGAGGAAAUACAGCAUAUCAUCGUUGAACAAACGUUUAAGUAGAAAUCUUCGUCGUUCUCUGUCGAAUUCCUCUGAUACAUAUCCAACAUCACCUAGUCAUCAGCGUGAAUUUCAUUCUUUGCCACAUGGAUAUCAUUCUUCCUCACCGACUGUCUGUACAAGUCGUAAAUCACUUUCAGCUACGGCGUUGUUGGCUGAAACAGAUGUUCGUCAAUUGCUGACUCCUAAAUUUUACUCACUAGUUAGGCGUAAAGCGUCAAGUAUUAGUCAACUGUCAAUUGAAUUUAUGAAGAAGCAUUUACAAGCUGAAGGUCCAGAUCCUUCGGAUGUUGAAGCAAUGAAGCUAGAGAUUGCAGAAUUGAAACAAAAACUUGAAUUGCUGGAAACUGAAAAUGCAGAGCUAAAACGAAGCUUAAAUCAUCAUCAACAACAGCUGACUCCAGUAACUGGAACAAAUGAUGGGAAUACAACGAAUUAG